AUGCUCGCUCGACCUGCAGGACUCGCCGCUGCCAACUUGGCACGCGCUGCCGCACCAGCUGUGAGUAGGGAGGUCGUAUGAAAAACAGCGGACAGAAUGGCCUCGUUCGAGUGAGAUCGACGAGGAAGCCGAUCAGAGGGAUCUGCUCAGCUUCGGACAGGCCUCAAGCGACCAUUCCGUCGUCCGCCUUUACCUGCCAAUCCAGUGUGCUGAUGAACACGCUGACUUGUCGCCUCUCAGGCUCGCGUUGCGGCCCCUUCCGUCGCCUCGGCUGUUCGCACUUACGCGACGGCCAAGCCUGGUGAGUAGUCGUAGAUGCGUCCACAUUUCGGGUCUUGUGCUUACCAGUGUCUGCUUCGUUUCUUGCCUUGCAGCUGCCGCUGAAGUCAGCAGCAUCCUUGAGCAGCGCAUCUCUGGCGCAUCUUCCGGUGGUGAUGUUCAAGAGACCGGCCGUGUGCUGAGUGAGUACAUUCGCACUCUCGAGCGUGUCAACGACGCGCUUGUAUUGGGCGUCGUAGCAGGGCGGGCGGAUGGCAGGGCAGAUCGGCUCAAUAUUGCUUGCCAAGGGCGCGAGCAUUUGCUCAGGCGUGUGACUUGCGCUAAGAGUGCGAUGCGCACUUGUCAACUCGUACGCGGGUGAUGACCCGGCUCAACGCCGCUUGGAUACUACGAGCCGCCGCGUGCAAAAAGAGCUUGACGCAGCUUGCGAGCCGCUGCUGACAUGUGCAACGCUUCUCCUCUCUAGCCAUCGGUGAUGGUAUUGCUCGUGUCUACGGUCUCCGCAACGUCAUGGCCGACGAAAUGGUGGAGUUCAGCUCUGGUGUCCGUGGAAUGGCCCUCAACUUGGAAGCCGACAACGUCGGUGUCUCCAUCUUUGGAUCUGACCGUGCCAUCCGUGAAGGUGACACAGUCAAGCGUACCGGUUCCAUCGUCGACGUUCCCGUCGGUCCGAACAUGCUGGGCCGUGUCGUCGACGCCCUCGGUAACCCGAUCGAUGGCAAGGGCCCCAUCGAGGCCGCUGAGCGUCGCCGUGCCUCGCUCAAGGCACCUGGCAUUCUGCCCCGUCGUUCCGUCAACCAGCCCAUGCAGACCGGUAUCAAGCCCAUCGACGCCAUGGUUCCUAUCGGCCGUGGACAGCGUGAGCUGAUCAUUGGUGACCGUCAAACCGGCAAGACCGCCAUCGCUAUCGACACCAUCCUCAACCAAAAGCGAUGGAACGACGGAAAGGACGAGUCUCAGAAGCUGUACUGUGUUUACGUCGCUGUCGGACAAAAGCGUUCCACUGUUGCUCAGCUGGUCAAGACUCUCGAGGCCAACGAUGCCAUGAAGUACACCAUCAUCGUCGCCGCCACUGCUUCUGAGGCUGCUCCCUUGCAAUACCUCGCUCCCUUCUCUGGUUGCGCUAUUGGAGAGUGGUUCCGCGACAAUGGUCGCCACGCUCUGAUCAUCUACGAUGACUUGUCCAAGCAGGCCGUCGCCUACCGUCAAAUGUCCUUGCUGCUCCGUCGUCCUCCUGGACGUGAGGCCUACCCCGGUGACGUCUUCUACCUGCACUCUCGUCUCCUCGAACGUGCUGCCAAGAUGAACGAGAAGCACGGUGGUGGAUCUCUGACUGCUCUGCCUGUCAUCGAGACUCAGGGUGGUGACGUAUCCGCUUUCAUUCCCACCAACGUCAUUUCGAUUACCGACGGUCAGAUCUUCCUGGAGUCCGAACUCUUCUUCAAGGGUAUCCGUCCCGCCGUCAACGUCGGUCUGUCCGUAUCUCGCGUCGGAUCUGCUGCCCAGACCAAGCUCUACAAGUCCGUCGCUGGUAGCUUGAAGCUGUCGCUUGCUCAAUACCGUGAGCUUGCUGCCUUCGCCCAAUUCGGAUCCGACUUGGACCCUGCUUCUCGUCGUACCCUGGACCGUGGAGGUCGUCUCGUCGAGCUGCUCAAGCAGCCCCAAUUCGUUCCCAUGGCCACCGAGAUUCAGAUUCCCCUCAUCUUCGCAGGCACCUCUGGUCUCCUCGACUCGAUCCCAACCGACAAGAUCACGGCUUGGGAGGAAAGCUUCCUCGAGCACCUCAAGGGCAGCGGCUCCAGCUUGCUGGCCAAGGUCGCCGAGGGCAAACCCUCCAAGGAGCUCACUGCGGAAUUGACCUCCUUCAUCAAGGCUCACGUUGAGGGCUUCGCCAAGUAA
Molecule: messenger RNA, 2178 nt
Organism: Ceraceosorus bombacis
Lineage: Eukaryota; Fungi; Basidiomycota; Exobasidiomycetes; Ceraceosorales; Ceraceosoraceae
Source: the annotation of a GenBank genome assembly